AACCACGUGACCAGCGUCUCUCACCACGACUGACAUCAGGUUUGACCCUUGCCUCACCCAUCCUGCCAGACGACCGUCCACGUACCACUUCUUCCUGGGUGAGGUGGGUGGGUGGUGAUUUGUUUACUGUCCCGGUGCCGGACCCCUGUAGAGAGGAUACGUGAGAGGUGGCUGCAGGGUGGUGUGAUAGGUAUAUAACUCUUCCCAACCUCUGUCACAGGGAGUCAUGGACCUACUGGUGACCUGUAGUUGUCUGGCGUUGCUGGUGUCGUUAACACCAGGAGUGGAGCCGUACACAGAGAUGUACAUUGACGGAACAGCGUCCGUGGAUGGACAGCAGUCCCAGAACCCAUACCUGUGGUUCGGUCCCCGUCUGGGGAGACGCAAGAGGAAUAUGGGCGACUCUCAGGGUGCUGUUCUGGAGGAUUCUCUCAUCAGUGUCCUAGAAGACACACCCUGGGCUCUUGUGCCUCUGAGAAGUCUUCACGGGUCACAGAGCGCUUCGUCACUCCGGGAAGUUGAAGAAGUUCCAGACAACUCCAAAGCUCCUCCGUUUGCUCCAAGGCUGGGUCGGCGUCGUAAACUCCUCCCGUUCUCCCCUCGCCUCGGCCGUGAGAUGGAACCUGUCGAGAGGUUUGAACGGAGUACUGACAAACACUGAGCGACUGUGAAAUAGUGCAACCAAUAAACUUUGUUAAGUAACCUA
Macrosteles quadrilineatus (aster leafhopper) is the source of this 706-nucleotide messenger RNA. Its product is annotated as PBAN-type neuropeptides-like. Gene Ontology annotation, biological process: neuropeptide signaling pathway. The coding region runs from base 227 to 661 and encodes 144 amino acids. Gene Ontology annotation, molecular function: neuropeptide hormone activity. Lineage: Eukaryota; Metazoa; Arthropoda; Insecta; Hemiptera; Cicadellidae. The transcript is spliced from 4 exons. The record is from RefSeq and is a predicted model, not a curated record.